ACCAAAACAUCUUUCCGAAAGUUGACGUGGAAGCCUAUUUGUGCACAAUGGCUGAUACAAAAGUAGAACUUUCGGCUGACAGCUCCAAUGUAAUGCAGAAUUCAAAUGCGUCUUCUCAGCCCAAUAACCCGCUGUCAAGGAAACUUAACAAAAUACUGGACACGAGACUUGACAACGACAAGGAGAUGCUGGAGGCUCUGAAGGCGCUGUCAGUGUUCUUCACCGAGAACAGUUUACGCACCAGGAGAAAUCUUCGCGGUGACAUAGAGAGGCGUAGUCUGACCAUCAACGAGGAGUUUGCACGAAUAUUUAAAGAAGUGAAAGAGGAGCUUGAAAGUGUCCACGAGGAUGUCCAGGCAAUGAGCACGUGUUGUGAAGAAAUGACAAGCAGAUUAAAGGCUGCGAAAGAUCAAACUCAAGACCUCAUCGUGAAAACCAACAAGCUGCAGGGAGAAAAUCAGCGCCUGGAGGUGAGGGCUCAGGUCGCGCAGGCUUUUCUCGCCAAGUUCCAGCUAUCUAAUGAGGAGAUGGCCACCCUGCGAGGGGCUCGGGAUGCUCCCAUUUCUGAGGAUUUCUUCAAAGCCCUCAGCCGGGUGAAGCACAUCCACGAGGACGUAAAAAUCCUCCUGCGAACCAACCAGCAAACUGCAGGGUUAGAGAUCAUGGAGCAGAUGGCAGUGUUACAGGAGACAUCAUACGAGCAGCUCUACCGCUGGGCUCAGAAUGAAUGCAGAGGACUGACCCAGGAGACGUGUGAUAUCAGCCCUGUGUUGACUCAAGCCAUGGAGGCCUUACAGGACCGACCCGUCCUCUACAAGUACACCCUGGAUGAGUUUGGGACGGCACGCAGGUGUGCCGUGGUGCGAGGCUUCAUCGACGCCCUCACCCGCGGUGGGCCGGGAGGAACUCCCCGCCCCAUAGAGAUGCAUUCACACGACCCUAUGAGGUAUGUUGGGGACAUGCUGGCCUGGCUGCACCAAGCCACUGCCUCAGAGAAGGAGCACCUGGAAGCACUGCUGAGACAAGUCACUCUACAAGGUGUGGAGGAGAACAUGCAGGAGGUGGUCGGACACAUCACAGAGGGAGUCUGCAGGCCGCUGAAAGUUCGGAUAGAACAGGUCAUCGUGGCAGAGCCGGGUGCUGUCCUGCUGUACAAGCUGUCCAACCUGCUGAAGUUCUACCACCACACCGUCAGCUCCAUUAUUGGGACCAGUGCCGCCUCUUUGCUCAUCACUAUUGAGGAAAUGCACUUCCUCAGCAAAAAGAUGUUCUUCAACAGCCUGAGCCUUCAUGCAAGUCGACUCAUGGACAAGGUGGAGCUGCCACCUGCAGAUCUGGGACCUACAGCCUCCCUCACUCAGACGCUGUCCCUCCUCAGGGAGGUGCUGGCCUCCCACGACUCCUCCGUAGUUCCUCUGGAUGCCCGCCAGGCUGACUUUGCUCAGGUUCUAUCUUGCAUCUUGGAUCCCCUCCUACAGCUGUGUACUGUGUCAGCCAGUAACCUCGGCACAGCUGACAUGGCGACCUACAUGGUCAACUCGCUGUAUGUCAUGAAAACCACGCUGGCGCUCUUUGAGUUCACUGACAAGAGGCUUGAGAUGCUCGAGUUCCAGAUCGAGGCUCACCUUGACACCCUAAUCAACGAGCAGGCGUCCUACGUGCUGACCAGAGCCGGGCUGAGUUACAUAUACAGCUGUGUCCAGCAGCACGGCGCUGAGCAGGGUCCUCUGUCCCUCCUCCCCAGCAUGGACAGCUCUUCUGUGAAAGCAGCGAUGGUCCAGUUUGAUCGAUACCUGUCGUCGCCCGACACGCUUGUGAUGCCGCAGCUCAACUUCCUGCUGAGUGCAGCCAUCAAGGAGCAGAUUUUCCGUCAGUCGACAGAGUUGGUGUGCAGAGCCUACGGGGAGGUUUACACGGCUCUGACCAGCCCAACAAACGCCUACAAGGACCCUGAAAACCUGCUACCCAGAUCCCCUCAGCAGGUUCAGACCUUGCUUUCCUGAGAGACACUUUUGUGCCACCUCGCUGAUCUCAAAGGCAGCAGGCGAGCCCCAGCGGAGGACUGGCUGCAGGUUAUUUAAAGAGCCAUGUAAUUUGUACAGUAUAAUAACACAAAUGUAUAUGAAAGUUGAUGUAAAGGUGGGGUUCUCUCUGGGAAAUGUGGGAUGUGGGUGUAUAUAGAGCCGUGUGUGUGCCAGGGGGAAAAAACAUUACAUGUAUGUGAUGCACUUACUUUCACUGCUGCAGGCGUUUGCAUUUAUUUCUCUCUGUAACGCAUACAUGUCUCUUUGUUUCCAUUUGUUUUUACACAAUGCAACCCUUUUGGGUUCCGUAAUUAUAGAAAACAAAGUCUUUUUAUUGAAAAAAUUGAAUAUUAUAUAAAACAAAAGGAAACGCAGGAUUUAAGAGGCUUGUCUUAUUUUUAAAAGUGGUUGGGAAAAGUUGUGCGACAAUGCCAAGGGGAACCUCAGAGGCUUCAGUACAAACGUCAUGUUUAUUUUUAUCCAACUGUUUUGGGUUGUAGGGAUAAAAUGGAAAAUCAGUCUUA
This is a messenger RNA of Stegastes partitus (bicolor damselfish), 2548 nucleotides long. It is a transcript of the gene cog6, whose product is annotated as component of oligomeric golgi complex 6. Gene Ontology annotation, biological process: intra-Golgi vesicle-mediated transport. NCBI's taxonomy places the organism in Eukaryota, Metazoa, Chordata, Actinopteri, Pomacentridae. Gene Ontology annotation, cellular component: COG complex. The record is from RefSeq and is a predicted model, not a curated record. The transcript has 19 exons. Bases 48 to 2003 code for a protein of 651 amino acids.